AAAUAUUCCACCCCAACUAUCUACCCUUUCUCAAUUCUCAUCAUAACACAUGCCACAAACUCCACUUCUUCAACACAAUCUCAUUUCAAUUCCAACCUUAGAAGAAAAAUGAUACCCAAGAUCACCUUUGCUUUCUUCACUCUACUCCUCAUAGCUUCACCCUCUUUGGCGACCCGACCCGCAUCCACUCCUGAUCAAAACAAGCACUCCAAAGACAACAAUAACAACAACAACAACCAAGGUGAAGGCAAUAACUAUGGUGGCUUCUUUGGGCCCGGAGGAGGGUUUAGCAUACCCGGAUUUGGAAACGGGUUCGGGAAUGGCAUCAUUGGAGGAGGUUAUGGAUCCGGGUAUGGAGGCCCAAGUGGAGGCUCCUCUAAAGGUGGUAUCAUAAGACCAACCGUUGUGUGCAAAGACAAAGGCCCUUGUUACCAAAAAAAGGUAACAUGUCCAGCUAAGUGCUUCUCCUCUUUCAGCCGAUCCGGCAAGGGCUACGGCGCCGGCGGUGGCGGCGGUGGCUGCACCAUUGAUUGCAAAAAGAAGUGCAUCGCUUAUUGUUAAGCACAGUGAUGGUAACACUUGCUGUUAUCCCUAGUACUAUAUAUUAUGUAUGCUAUUUAUUAUAAUAUAUGGUCAUGAUCACCCUUUUAGAUAAAUAAACAGAAAGUAGACAUAUUUCUAUGUAGGUGGGUCUUUGGUUUUCGGUGUUGCUUUUGAUUAUAUAUGUUUAGUUAUUACUUAUAAGUGAAGAAAAAUAUAUGGGCACUCCUUGGUGGGUGAGAACUGAGAUUGUGGACUGUAAUUUUGCUUACUAUAUAUUAUAUGAAGAUAG
Molecule: messenger RNA, 832 nt
Organism: Abrus precatorius (Indian licorice)
Lineage: Eukaryota; Viridiplantae; Streptophyta; Magnoliopsida; Fabales; Fabaceae
Exons: 1
Coding region: 109-561 (150 amino acids)
Source: RefSeq, a predicted model, not a curated record